UAUUCAAUUAUUUAUCAGUUUUUUCGUAAGAAAUUGCUCUCUAAAGUACUGAAAUAGCAUUCCUUGGAUAACUCCCAAUCCUGUAACUCAGUUUAAGUACCGUGUAUAAGGGUUAUGCCCAAGCAAAGUUCCCGGGUUUGCAGUGAAAAUAUGCGCACCGACACAGCCGCCUCAAUCAGUAGCAGCGGUUCGAACACCACCGGAUCGACGGCAACGAUGGACCAGCAACAGUCGGACACUGGCGGGCUGAUCGACAUCGACGGCUAUCGGCGGUUGAUGAAGAGCUUCAUGGAUAUGCGACGCUACCAGACGGCUCUGUUCUGGGCGGAAAAAGUGACCGUUCUGAGUAAUUACGACCCGCGGGACGUAUACUGGCAGGCUCAGUGUAUGUUCAUGCUGCGGGAGUACCACCGGGCGGCGUACAUCAUCCGGAGUCGUGGGCUGGACAAACGGAAUCUGCUGUGCCACUAUCUGGCCGCGGAAUGCCUCACGGAGGCCAAGGAAUACCAGGAAGCGCUGGACAUUCUGAACACGACAGAUUGCGAAGUGCUGGCGAACAAUUUGGGAACCGGUAGGAAGGAUGAGUCCACCGUUGGGGAAGAUCCGGUGUUCGACGAGCCUAACAAAAGCGACGUGCUGGCGUCGAUAUACUUCCUCAAAGGGAAGAUCCUGGAAGCGAUGGAUAAUCGGAUUCUGGCGAUGGAUUGCUACGUUCAGGCCUUGCAUCGGUCGGUGUACUGUUCGGAAGCGCUGGACGCCUUGGUCCAGCAUGAGAUGUUGAUGGCCUGGGAAGAGAAGGAACUGAUGCAGCACAUUCCGAUGGAUCAGCAGUGCUCCGAAGCAGAAAGGAAGAUCCUCAAAAGACUCUACGAGAGUAAACUGAAAAAGUACUACGAAUCGAUUGCCCCCAGAACGAACAUCGAGCAGACCCCAAUUGGAACGAUGAGUACGGAUUUGCUGCACGAGCUCACGGAGAAGAUGAAAAACAGCAAAAACAUCGAAGGUAACAAGACGGCCCCCACCAGCGUUCCGUCGUCCCUUCCGAAUCGCUUCACGACGCCAGUCCCCAACAAGAUCAUGUCCCCAGCCAAUAAGAUCUUGGACGACAUCAAAAACUCCCCGUCCUACCUGAUUCAGUCGUCGCUUUCGAGGGCAUCGUCUAUCCUUGGGUCCGGUGGAGGAGGAGGUGGCGGUGGAACCGGCAGUGGGAGUGGGACGGCCACCCGCCAAGAAACGCCGUACCGGAUAAAUCGGCCAAUCAGUAUGAAGAGCCCGUCGGCGAUCAACCUGCAGAGCUGCGUCGAUCGGCUGGACAAUUGUGUGGAUUUGGUCGUUUCGAAGGCGGAAAAGUACUUCUACAAUUGCGACUACAAAAAGUGCAUGCAGGUCAUCGAUGAGAUCCUCAAACGCGACCCAUACCACAAGCGCAGCCUCACCGUCCAGAUCGGCUGCCUGAUGGAGCUGAAGGACUUCAACAAACUGUUCUACGUGGCCCACAAGCUGGUCGAUUUCUACCCGGACGAUUCGAUCUCGUGGUACGCCGUCGGAUGCUACUACGACCUGAUCGGGAAGAGCGACCCCGCGCGGAGAUAUCUAUCCAAGGCCACCACCUUGGAUCGGCUGUACGGGCCGGCUUGGUUGGCCUAUGGGCACUCGUUUGCCAAGGAGAACGAACACGACCAGGCCAUGGCGGCGUACUUCAAGGCCACCCAGCUGAUGCGAGGCUGUCACCUUCCUCUGCUGUACAUCGGCGUCGAAUGCGGCCUUACCAAGAACCUGGAAAUGGCGGAGAAGUUCUUCUACCAGGCCAUGGCCAUUGCGCCGUUGGAUGUCUACGUCCUGCACGAGUUGGGCGUGUUGAAGUUCGAGUACGAGCUGUACGAAAGCGCCGAGGAGGUAUUCCGGACCACUUUGGACAUGGUGCAGAAUAUGGCCCGGUCUAAUCGGGAACCGAUCUCGAUCCGGUGGGAACCGCUGUUGAACAAUUUGGGCCACUGCUGCCGGAAGAAUAAAAAGUACGAGGAAGCGCUGGAAUUUCACCGGAGAGCACUGUUCCUGAAACCGUUGAGUGCCUCGACCUACUCGGCCAUCGGAUUCGUCCAGGCGCUGAUGGGCAGCUUGGACGAGGCGGUGGAGUCGUUUCACAAGAGUCUCUCGCUGCGGAGGGACGACGUGUUCACGACGACGAUCUUGAAGAGUGUCAUCGAGGAUCUGGGCAAAGAGGCUUUGCUGUCGUUCUUCGAUGAGGAGGAAGACGGCGAGGUGGAUAAGGAGGACGAAGAAGGGGAUGGUAUGAGGGGAGACGAUGAAAUGGAAGAGGAUGGAGGUAAGUCUCUGAUUGCGGACGGAGGUAAUGAUAAUAGUACCGGAGCGGACGCGGUUCCCGUGCGGUUAAAGUUGAAGUUCGACGAGUACGAUUCGACACCGGCAAGUGACACCAGCGUGGAUGAUAUGAGUAUGGAUCUGUAGAAGAGGCUGGCGGGUGAACUGCGUGAAAAGUGAGUAUGCAUUGUGUGAGAUUCCUCUGCUGUGUAUUUGUUUUAGUUAAUUUCAAUACAAAUUAGUAAUGAAGA
Messenger RNA from Aedes albopictus (Asian tiger mosquito), 2573 nucleotides. It is a transcript of the gene Cdc16, whose product is annotated as cell division cycle protein 16 homolog. The transcript has 3 exons. Gene Ontology annotation, molecular function: protein binding. NCBI's taxonomy places the organism in Eukaryota, Metazoa, Arthropoda, Insecta, Diptera, Culicidae. Gene Ontology annotation, biological process: anaphase-promoting complex-dependent catabolic process; cell division; protein ubiquitination. Bases 115 to 2469 code for a protein of 784 amino acids. The record is from RefSeq and is a predicted model, not a curated record. Gene Ontology annotation, cellular component: cytoplasm; anaphase-promoting complex.